AUGGAGCCACGAAGUUUUCUGAAAUUGAUGAAAAUAUUACUGACAAUCACAUAUCGAGCUGGAGCCUUUGUAAAUGACUGUAAGCUGCUUGGAGAUAUUGAGGGUUACCCUUCGAGCAAAAUAUGCGCUGGAGGAAUGAGUCUUGGACGAAGUGUCCUUAUAGAUAUGUAUGACACCAACGAUGUCGGUCUGAGCACGUGCAGUUGCACCGCUUUAAUAAUUUCUCCCUCGGGAACAACAUCUUUGUCACUCUCAAGUUUCCGAGAUCUUGGCCCGAAUUCUGGCUGUAAAUCAUCUCUAGAAAUUCAGAGGGGAACAGGAGAGAAGAUCGUCGGUCAGUGUAAUUAUGUAACCGGCAGUUUAACUGUACAAGACGGUGACGUCAUCACGGUCAUCCUGAACAGGCAGCAACAGAGUGAAUCGAGAUAUUGUUUAUCAUUAACACUAGACAAUUUAUCAUCGACAAUCAACGCUACAUGUUCAAAUGAUAUAGCAGCCACGCCACCACCUACAACAACUCAAUCUACCACACCUGCACCUACAACUCAAUCAACCACACCUGCACCUACAACUCAAUCUACCACGACUAAACCUGCAACAACUCAAUCUACCAUGCCUAAACCUACAACAACUCAAUCAACCACACCUGCACCUACAACAACUCAAUCUACCACGCCUGCACCUACAACAACUCAAUCUACCACACCUAAACCCACAACUCAAUCAACCACACCUGCACCUGCAACAACUCAAUCUACCACACCACCACCUACAACAACUCAAUCUACUACGCCACCACCUACAACAACUCAAUCUACUACGCCACCACUUACAACAACUCAAUCUACCACGCCUAAACCUACAACUCAAUCUACCACGCCUAAACCUACAACUCAAUCUACCACGCCUAAACCUACAACUCAAUCUACCACGCCUAAACCUACAACUCAAUCUACCACGCCUAAACCUACAACUCAAUCUACCACGCCUAAACCUACAACUCAAUCUACCACGCCUAAACCCACAACUCAAUCUACCACAACUAAACCUACAACAACUCAAUCUACCACGCCUAUACCUACAACAACUCAAUCUAACACACAAACGUCUACCACACCACAGCCUUUAAAUAAUACAGUGCCUGCCUCGUCGCCUUUUUCUACUUCCGGUACGAAGUCAGAUGGAAACAACGAGGAAGGGAUUGAUACCAGCCACGACACCCUAAACAUCAUCAUCCCGACGAUAGUAGGGGCAUUCGUACUCUUUGUUCUGGUGCUUGUCAUCGUAGUACAUUGUCGGAGUAAUAGGAGAUCCACUUCCUUGUCACCUAAAUCCUUCUCUAACCCAGAAUACAAUCGUUUUACACCACCAAAGUUACCGUUCACCCAUGCCAGUCACAACAGCGACAAGGAGGAUAUGAAGGAGAUUAUUACUUACGACCAGUCUAGCUUGGAGGACCAGUCGUACUCGGCUGAAAACACCCGAUUGGACUCUGUACCUUAUCACACCAAUACAUGUGAUAACCCUCUGUUUGACAACACAACAAAUUCAGAUAUCAGUUUUUCAGAAAGCAGCGCAUCGGCUGUGCUCGGCGACAAACGUUCAACCGGAAGUAGUCUUCAAUCUAACGAAGCAGAUACCACAACAUCCGGCCAGGAAGCUCCUUGUUAUGCAGUUGUAAACAAACAGCGAGGAAACAAAAUGACCUAUGUACAGAUUUAAUGUUUGAGAUAAUGUUAAAAUAAUAAAAUGUAUAUAUAGUAAACCGAA
Molecule: messenger RNA, 1770 nt
Organism: Ylistrum balloti
Lineage: Eukaryota; Metazoa; Mollusca; Bivalvia; Pectinida; Pectinidae
Product: mucin-2-like
Exons: 6
Coding region: 1-1722 (573 amino acids)
Source: RefSeq, a predicted model, not a curated record